AUGUUGGACACAAACUUCUCAAUCGUAGACUAUUUAGUGUUUGUGUCGCUAUUGAUCGCCUCAUCACUAAUCGGAGUAUACUUUUGGUACAAAUCGCGAAAUACAGCCACAAAUGCCGAGUACCUGACCGGUAACCGGCAACUCAGUCUCAUCCCGGUCAUAAUAUCUAUGGUGGCCACAUUUAUGUCCACUAAUACACUGCUGGGAAUGCCGGUUGAGGUAUACCAAGUGGGCACUCAAAUGUGGCUGGAAGCAGUUUCAUAUAUUAUAGCCAUUGUAUUAACGGCUGAGGGAGGCAUAAAAGCGGUCAUUUGGACGGACGUAUUGCAGGGCUCACUCAUGUUUCUGGGAGUGCUUGUGGUUAUCGUAACAGGUGUGAUAGAAACCGGUGGCCUCAAGAAGUUAUGGGACAUCAAUGAGCAAGGUGGUCGACUCAAGUUUUUUAACAUGAAAGUGGAUGUCUAUAAUCACGACAACUUCUGGAAUGUAUUAAUUGGUACGACCGUCACAUUGUCGGGCAGUUACAGUAUAUCACAGUCACAGAUACAACGCUAUUGUAAUGUAGGGUCACCUCAAAUGGGUCGGCGGGCGUUGUAUUGGAACCUCCCGGGGAUCAUAGUAUUUCUCUUGAUGUCCAUAAUGUGUGGCAUGGUCAUAUACGCCAAAUACCACGCGUGUGACCCUGUUACUUUGGGUUUGAUUAAAAGGCACGAUCAACUCAUGCCGUAUUAUGUUAUGGAUACUCUAUCACAAUACCCGGGACUUCCGGGUCUUUUUGUGGCAUGUGUGUUCAGUGGGUCGCUCAGCACCCUAUCGUCGGGAUAUAACUCAUUGGCGGCCAUCACUUGGGAGGACCUCUUUAAGGAUCGGGUGAAACUCAAAAACGAUAGACAGGCACUGAUUAUCACUAAAUUAAUUGCCAUGUCGUACGGAUUUAUAAUCAUUGGGUUCGCGUUUCUCGUAGGAAACGCAGGGACUGUAUUUCAAGCGUCUUUGGCUUUGAGCGGCGCAAUGGGAGGCCCUAUAUUUGCCUUAUUUCUUGUCGGCAUAUUCUAUCCGUACGCCACCGCACCGGGCGCAUUAAUAGGAUUUCUGAGUGGAUAUGGCGUUAACUCAGUCCUAGCUAUCGGUUCGUUGGUUAUCCCGCGACCGAAAGUGUCGUUACCGACUACUCUAGACAACUGUCCGGUGGAUGUCAUCCAAAUUGUGUUCACCCGAUUUGAAACACUACCCAACUCUACGUACAUCCCGUCCUAUGAUAACGUGGAAGGUUUGGGUCAAUUCUUUCACAUCUCAUACCUAUUGCUGUCAACCAUAGGAUUCACGAUAUGUAUUGUCGUAUCAGUGUUGGCCAGUCUAUGCAUAGAAUUGAGCUAG
Messenger RNA from Oppiella nova, 1377 nucleotides. NCBI's taxonomy places the organism in Eukaryota, Metazoa, Arthropoda, Arachnida, Sarcoptiformes, Oppiidae. The record is from the annotation of a GenBank genome assembly.